AUGUCGUCGGAUGGCGUUCCUAGUUCGUCUGUCAACGACAUCACACAAUGGAGCGACAAGAAAAAGUUAGAAGCGGAAGUGCAGUACAUCCUGCUGCAAUUCGAAAAGCCAAAGGAAUGGGCUGAUCUUAUGAACUGUCUGAUACGACUGCACAGAAGCAUACGACAGUCCACAAUAUGCGAAAUUCCGCAGAAAGAGACCAUAUGCAAGAGACUUGCACAAUGCCUCAACCCGCAGCUGCCCAGCGGCAUUCACGCAAGGGCCCUGGAGGUGUACGGCUCCAUACUGGAAAAGGUGGGCUCGGAGGGGCUGGCGCAAAACCUGGCCCUCUUCAGCAGCGGCCUGUUCCCGUUCUUCACAUACAGCUCCUCCUCCGUGAAGCCGGUGUUCCUGAACCUCAUCGAACAGUUCUACAUACCGCUGGGGAAAAAGUUGCUGCCCUGCCUCAUAGGAUUGCUCAUAUGCAUCAUACCGGGAUUGGACGAUGACAAGUCAGAGAGCUAUGAGCAGGUAUACAAGGCGCUCGAACGCAUCAGUGACUGCGUGUCCGAGCGGAGCUACAUGCGGGCGCUGUGGCUCAUCCUGCUAAAUGCAAGCAAGAUAAGGCUGUCAACGCUCACCGUGAUUGCAAACAAGCUUGCUCCGGGGCUCCCCAUGUUGCCUGCGGAAAGGGUGGAUAUUCUGGUGCCUCAUAGGCACGUGCUCGUCAUGAGGAGUCUUGAAGCCACCACUGAGGAUGAUUCGCUCCUGGUGCUCAGGGAAAUGAUCAAUUUGCUCAUCAAGCACUUUCCCCUGGACUCAAAUAUCCUCAGCGAUGCGGACAAGUCCUUGCUCUGCAGACAGUGCCUCAAGCUGCUUACCAAGAGGAAUUGGUCGCUCAACAGGAGACUGUACCAGUGGAUUUUUAACGCGACGAACGAUUUUAACACGUCAUCGGAGUCGCUGGAUCUGACCUAUUUUACUAAAUACUCGAAGGACAACCUCAUAUCGGCAAUCAAGGAACUGCUCACGGCCAAAGGAAAAACCCUGGACGAGGUGUUAAUACCCAUCAAAAUCAUCGUCACAUUCAUCACCGACGCAGACCUGAAAGGAGUUACCGAAAAACUCAUGCCUGCGCUUUGUAUUCCAAUCCUCAAGUAUAUUUGCAAGGAGCAUGAGGAGGAGGAAUGGAGGGCCAACAUCAUCGAAAGCACCAGGCUCAUUUUCGACACCAGUCUGACACCGACAAGCGUUAUAUUCGAGUCUAUAGUGAGCGAAUACAACAAUUAUGCAGCCUCAAACUAUGCCAGCUGCUCCAGCGUGUGGCACGAUAUGCUGGAACUCAGCAGCGUGUAUCUUGACGAGGUCUGCACGCAGCUGUACCUAGAAGAUGUCCUUUGCGGGCUUUUCAUGCUGAUGAACAACGCGCUGGAUCACCUGCACAGGCUUCAGAUCAAAGAUGACCUCAAUGUCAUCAACCACGUGAUCAUGUACGUGUCCACAAUCUUCUCUAGGGUGGAGGGGAUCAUACGGGGCGAGGACAACUUCGUGCGCUUCGACGACACCAUUAAGCUCGACGAGGAGGAAGACAAGAAGAUGAACAUGCUCAUGAGUUACCAGAAUUCGUGCAACACAUACGUAUCGAAGUAUCUCGACAGUUUCUACACCGAUGCACUGACGUAUUUCGAGGACCACGCCGAAGAACUGUCAGCGUACGAGUUGAACACCAUCGACCUCCUUAACGACUUGGCCGUGCGGUUUGUGGCAGUGGAAGGCUACAUGGCAGUGGUCCCGCUGACGAAGGGGUUUUGGAGAAGCAAAACUUUCGUGGAUUCCAUUGGAAGCCACAGGCAGGAUUUCCUGAACGACACUUACCUUCCACAGCAUACAAUGGUGGAAUCGCCGUCCUUCGAGUCAUACAUUUUCCCCACACUAUUCCGCAGUGAUUCAAUCGUGUCAAACAGCAACGCGGUGACGCCAUCCGCGAAAACGACCGACGCAACCACGAAAGACACGUUCAAGUUGGAACACUGGAUACAAACACUGCUGAAGUGUACCGUCGCCAACAAUGCCCAGCUCUUUUGCAGAGGGAUCAGAACGUUUAUCGCCCUUCUGAGGCUUCCCAACAAGAGGGAUAUGUAUAGCUACGUGGAAACAAAUGGUGAGCACAUUCGCAACAUCAUCCUCAGGCUCUGGAACUCGCUCGAUGAUUCCCAUGCUGCGAGCCAUUCGGAAAUCGUCCUGCUGCUCAUACAGCUCAACAAUACAAUGCCGCCUUCACGGGUUGAGGCUGAGAAAAUCAUCGUGCAGGACCUCACCAGAUCUGAAACUGACUUGAAGGUAGCAGCGAUGCUCAGGUUUGGCGUUUUGUGGAGGUACGGCCACAUACACGCGCCGAAGGAGGAGCUCUUUUCGGAGGCGUUGGGUUGCAUAUUGGACAACGUGGAGGAGUCCGAUCCGAAGCUGCGAUACUACUCCUGUUCGUUCCUGUCCGAGUCAGUUGCAAUCUUGCCAAACCUCAUCAACCCCAUCCUGAGGGCACUUGUCUCAUUCGACAAGAUCGAUCCGGAGUCGUACAGCUCCUACAUCGUGAAUGUAUUGAGGAAGUUUAGGCAUCUAUCCUACAUCGUCAGCCGUGAAGGUCCCAUGCUUCUGGAUCUCAUGCAAAGGCGACAGGCGCCACCACAACUCAUUGAGCUCGUGCAGGGUGAGGAUAUCUACAGCCGUAUGAUUGGAGUUUCGAAGUCGGUUAUGGAAGGCAGCGCUAUGAAGGGCCCUGGAUCUGUCUCUGCCAAUUUAAUGCACCCUAAUAUGGGAGCUGCAGCUACGAUUGAUGGGAACCGAUCGGCAACGUUGGUUACGUUUCCCACGCUAAGAGACCCGAAGGGCAUCUCUUACGAAGAUUCGUGUAUAUACGAUUAUGUCGACCUGCUUGUUGUGCUCACGCUGAAAUAUAUAUGUCUCAACAUAAAUGUUUCUGCGCUGCUCAACUUCACCACAUUUGAAGGUUUGGAGCAAUACGCAAAUGAGUCAACGGACAAUCAAACGGAGAGCACGCAUGUGCUGCAUGAAAACGCAAUGUUGUUUAGAUGCACAGCCAUCGAUUUUAUGAAGCUCUUUCUGUCGACCAUUCAGCCAACCAGCAGGGCAAAAGAGGUGGCGUGUCUCAUCUCACGGCCACUGCUAUGUGUGCUCUAUCACUUCCACCUCAAGGAUGAGGCCAUCGUGCAGACGCAGCUUUUGUACUUGCUCAAGGUUGUGAUCGAUCGUUGCCAUGUGGAUUCUCCGGCGAUCAGCGAAGCCACCAGCGCGCUCAUAGACUCCUCCAAGGACCUUGCCAGGCAAUCCGUGGUUUCGAUGAAAGGGAUGAGUGGCAGAUCCGUGGAAGCGGAUACAUCGUCGCAAAAGGGUGUGAGCUUUGAUUUGAGCAACGUAGAGGGAGUGGAAAGAAGCGAUACGGAUCUUUCGCGAUUGUCUGGAUACGCUCAGGAAAUUAGGAAUCGGAAGAAAUACGGUACAGAAGCGUUGAGCAACGCGAUUAGGUCCGCCGCUGACACCGCGCCUACGAAUGAAAGCUACGCAGGGGACGGAUUAGGCGCUGGGCGUAGAUAUCCUUUCGAUCACACAUCGUGUAUACUGCCGAGGAUGUACAUCAUCAAUGUGGUUGCAAUCAAGCAGGAGCACGUGGGGAACCUCAAAAAAAUAACGGAUGAUCUGCUGUUUGCGCAAAUAUUGGAAUCGUGUAUUUUCAACACCGCUAAGGCUGGUCGCGUACACUUGCUGCAGUCCUACAUCGAUUUCUCAUUGUACACCCUCAAAUACUUGACACCGGCCAACUCGCUCAGAUACUCGUCGACAUUUAUUACGCAUUUCUGUAACCAUCUCUACCAGGGAACGGAUUGGAUCAAAAUUGCCGCCAUAUCCCAGUAUCUGAGGGGUAUUUAUGUCAUGCUCGGGCAUAUAACCAACAAGUUGGGCAAUCUGAAAAUAGACCUUAAAAGCAUGGAGAGGUUUAAUCACGAUAACGCCUUAUCGCCAUGCAGUUUGUCGGCGAUUCUCAAUAUAACUGAGAUGGGCUACAUGCAAAAUGACGGCGGAAAUGAAACCUCAAGGACCACUCGCGGGCUGGUCUCGAAGCAGAAAGCGCACUUGGUCACUACCAAGGAAGAACCCAUCUUAUUCGAGAUAUCCCAAGUGGUGGAUGUAUGUAUGCAGUGUCUGCUUUGGGUGGAAAAGCGCAACAACGCUGAUAUCCUCAACAGGGUGCGGGGGAUGGCCGUUGGAGACUCUGCCGUGGUUGACUCGCCGAAACGGGGGUCGAUCACAUUUAAAGUGGAUGGCGGUAACCAGGAAUCCAUACGCCUGGACAUAAUCAUGUCGGUGCAGAGUAUAUACAAAGAAAUAUUACAAGGUUUUAGAUUGAUGUUCCAAUGCCUGCCACAUCACUUCACGGAAGGGUGCCUUGUGCUUUGGAAUAAGGCUGAACACAGUCAGCACAGCAGGGAAAUCAAAUUGGAACUCAUCAGCUGUCUGAAUGCCAUGCCACAGUUCUCGAGGCAAAAGAUGAUAUCGUACAUUCUUGAUAUGCUAGAACCCUUCGCAAAGUCCUCAAAGUACAAGCAUUUAAGGGGCUACCAGCUCCUCUCCGCCAAUGUUAGGGAUAACGCGGUAUGCGAAUUCAUAUAUGCGCUGAUAGACCUGCCAAUGACGGCUAAAAGGGAUGUUGAGGACACGUUCCAUGUUAUGAAGCGAUACGUCACAUUCGUCCUCAACUAUCAGCGCCAGCCGAUGGUGUUGCUCUGGAGCUUCCAAACCAUAUGCAACUUCGACAAAUCGCAUCCCACCAAAAAUGCAAAUGUCAUUGAAAAGAGCUUGAAAAAAUUCCUUAGCGAGGUCAUGUAUGGCCUCAUCUAUCAAAGUGUCGGACUCUACAUGCACAAAGUUUGUACAUGGCUGCUGCCGAGGAAUUAUGAUCUGGAGCCGCCAUUACCGCCACAUAUGUAUGUCAUCAACAACGAAUACUAUGAGCACGUCAAUCCGAAGGAUUCCAUAUUGGCAUGCGCUGGAUACACGCCAAAAGGGAACGCGGCGAGCGCCACGACAGCAAAAACGAAAUCGGUGGAUAAUCUAGAUUGCCUCUGCAAAAACGCGCUUGCGCAGAUGAUUGUUUUUAGCUACGAAACGGCGCAGCUCAGCAGGCGCACGGCCAUAGCCAAUAUCUUCUUCCAAGUCCUGCUGAACAACCUAGGCUCAUAUGUUCUGCCUAUGCUGCAAGAGAAGCUGGAUAGGCCGCUUACUUACCGCUACCUCGUACUCUUGCUUUUGCGCAACCUCCCGUUUAAUCUUUAUGAGGGAUCCUUGCAGUGCAUCAAGAAGCCCAUCAUAGACUACAUCAAUAUGCCUGGGUUCUUCAAAACGAAUCGCAGGGGGUUCCGGUGUAUCACAACGUUAUUCAGAUUGGUUGCGGAUGAUGAAUGUAGGGGCACGGUAGACAGGCUUAGCAGACUGGACCACUACACCUGCCCGCCACACAGCUCGGUGUUCACCAGUAGGUCAAUGGACAUACAGGGUCGUGUAAAGUACCUCAAGAGGUUAGCCUUUGUGCUGUACGCCUGCCGCAAUGAUACAUUCGCACCGCACAUCGCAACGAUCAUAGAAAGGCUGACGGAUAAUUAUAGAGCCUACGACGACGACAAUCUACGGACCAGGGCGCUGCUUGUCAUGCGGGUUCUGCUUAUCAAAAUGUCGCAGAAGUACCUCACUGUCUUGUGGCCAGUAUUGUUGUCGGAACUUAUAAAGGUUUUCGACAGGGAAAACAGGGCUCUAAUUGGUCUAGAUGCAUCACAAAGCGCAAGUAUUGCAGAUAGGCAGAGUGGAAAGGCCCACACUAGCCGCGGGGCCGAUGGGCGGACGUCCCCGGACCCAAGCCGCUACAAAUUACUCAAAGAGGCGCUCAAGAUUAUUGAUGUCGCGUACUCACUCAAGCUUAACGAUUUUCUGAUCUACCAGUGGAUGUUUGUGAACGACAUGGCGGAUAAAUACUACACCGAAAACGAAAAUGAAGUCGAAACUGACGCUUUCGAGUUUAAGCCUUUCCUGAUGAUUAUAGAGCAAAAGUAUCCGGAAGUAGUCAAAAAGCAUCUCCGCAACGAUUACUACCUCAAAAUGAGGAAGUUUAUAGAUAGCGACGCGGCGUACGACGCCGAGCUCCCGCAGCCGUCAUCCCCCGCCAACAAUGACCAGACAGCGGCACGGCAAGGGCCGCACGGGAAGAUGGACGAACAAGUCCCACUGGCAAGUGCCCAGGAUUCCACCGAGAGGAAACAACUCACCCAGGAGCUAAUCGACCUGUCGAUCGAAAACGACCUCCUGGACACCGGCGUGGAACACAGGGACCUGGAGAGCGAGCUCAACGUGCACCAAAUAUGCAAAAUGUACCGGAAGACAUUCCAUAUAACACUUAUUCCUGUUACACCUAACACGCCAUAUGAGGCAGCGACGCGUCUUCCUGGCAAACCUGCGCUACGCGGCUGGGGAUAA
Babesia ovata is the source of this 6519-nucleotide messenger RNA. Its product is annotated as N-terminal domain-containing protein, putative. Gene Ontology annotation, biological process: Golgi to endosome transport. The record is from RefSeq and is a predicted model, not a curated record. The transcript has 2 exons. NCBI's taxonomy places the organism in Eukaryota, Apicomplexa, Aconoidasida, Piroplasmida, Babesiidae. Bases 1 to 6519 code for a protein of 2172 amino acids. Gene Ontology annotation, cellular component: endosome; trans-Golgi network.